Lotus japonicus is the source of this 1696-nucleotide messenger RNA. RefSeq names its product putative pentatricopeptide repeat-containing protein At1g53330. Gene Ontology annotation, molecular function: protein binding. The transcript has a single exon. The record is from RefSeq and is a predicted model, not a curated record. NCBI's taxonomy places the organism in Eukaryota, Viridiplantae, Streptophyta, Magnoliopsida, Fabales, Fabaceae. Bases 82 to 1458 code for a protein of 458 amino acids.
UGUUAUCGGUUGCGCCUUACAUCACCUGCAAAUCAAUUGCACCCUCUCUAAGCUACACUUGCUCCACACACAAGUUCCUCAAUGGCGACACCAAAACCUAUAUCACCCUUCAGACUCUCCUCCCUCCUCCGAUCACAGAAGGACCCAUCCGUCGCAUUCCAACUCUUCCUCUACCCCAACCCCCAAACCAACCACCGCCCCUUCCGCCACUCCCUCCUCUCCUACGACCUCAUCAUCACCAAACUCGGCCGCGCCAAAAUGCUCCCCGAAAUGGAACAAGUCCUCCACCAACUCCACCUCGACACGCGCCACCGCGUCCCGGAGCCCCUCCUCUGCCACGUCAUCACUUUCUACGCCCGCGCCCGCCAACCCUCACGCGCCGUCCAGACCUUCCUCUCCAUCCCCUCCUUCCGCUGUCAACGGACCCUCAAGUCCUUCAACACGCUCCUCCACGCGCUACUCACCUGCCGCCAGUUCGAUGCUGUGACCGAGCUCGCCGCCCGCGCCGGUGAGUUCGGAGCCCCGGACGCCUGCACCUACAACAUCCUCAUCCGGGCGAGUUGCCUCCGCGGCCACGCGGAUCGUGCAUUUGAACUGUUCGAUGAAAUGCGCAGCCGAGGUGUCCGCCCUGAUCAGGCCACGUUCGGGACGUUAAUCCACAGGCUGUGCGAGAAUUCGCGGCUGCGCGAGGCGUUUGAGCUGAAAGAGGAGAUGUUUAGGGAGUUCAAGUUGGAGGGGUGUGUAACUAUUUACACCAACUUGAUCAAGGGGGUUUGCAAGAUUGGUGAGCUCAGUUGGGCUUUUAGGAUCAAGGAUGAAAUGGUGAAGAAAGGGUUGAAGCUGGAUGCUGCUUUGUACAAUACCUUGAUCAAUGCACUUUUUAAGGCAGGGAAGAAAGAGGAGGCGUUGCGAGUUUUGGAGGAAAUGAGGGAGGGUGGUUGCGAAUGGAAUUCGGUUACUUGUAAUGUCAUGAUCGGGGAGUAUUGUAGGGAGAACAAUUUUGAAGAAGCUUAUAGGAUUUUGGAUGGGGUGGAAGGUGUAAAGCCUGAUGUUAUUGGUUACAAUGUGUUUCUUGGUUGGUUGUGUAAGGAAGGGAAAUGGAGUGAAGCAAUGGAUUUGUUUCAUGACAUGCCGCGACGCGGGUGUGCUCCUGAUGUUGUGACGUACCGUACACUGUUUGAUGGGCUUUGCCGGUGGAGGCAGUUCCGGGAAGCUGUGGUUGUUUUGGAUGAGAUGAUGUUUAAAGGGUAUGCUCCCCUUUCUAAAAAUUUGAAUGCAUUUGUCAGUGAGUUGUGCCAGGAAGGGAAUUUUGAGCUGCUAUCAACAGUUUUAAGUGAUUUGACAAGUAAAGGAAAAAUUUGCAAUGAGGGUAUAUGGGAUGUUGUGCUUUCAAUGGUUUGCAAACCAGAGAAGGUACCUGAAUCUUUUGAGCUUUUGGACGCCUUGGUGUUGGCAUGAAUUGUAGCGAACCAGAUUAAUGGGAAAAGAUUUAGACUAUGUUUGGAUAUCAGUUUGCACAAGCCUAAAAUGGAUGUUAGCAUACACUUAUGAACAUAAAUAGGCUUGUAUAUUGGUUUUCAAGCAAACUUAACUGAGUCACCCUCAGUUAUUAGAAUUUUCUAGAUCAAACUUGAGUUUAUGAGCCAAAUUCAUUGUUUUAAAUUACAGUUGAGGUCACAUUGUGGUUGCUGUUGCA